This is a messenger RNA of Brassicogethes aeneus, 630 nucleotides long. Lineage: Eukaryota; Metazoa; Arthropoda; Insecta; Coleoptera; Nitidulidae. The record is from the annotation of a GenBank genome assembly.
AUGGAUGAUGCAAAUACCACUGUAGGUGCAAGUAAUGUGGGAUCAAAGAAAAGACAAAAAAAUAGGACUAAACGGCAGGAAAAUAAAUUAAAGAGAACUCGGGCUUCUGCCCCUGGUGUUAAGUCAUUCAAAAAACCAUGUUUACACAAGGGCCCUACAUAUUGUUGUUCAGAAAUAAAUCUUGGAGAUGUGCAAGAUAUAAGAACUUCUUUUAACGCCACUAAUGCUAAGAUUCAACAAGAUAUCAAAUUAUGCCAUUUUUUGUCUGCUACUGCUGUCGACCGUAAACGAUCCAUCAAGAACCAACCUAGAAAACGAGAGUUUACACACUUUAGGUUUAGGACUGGUACCGAACAAUAUUCAACACUAACAAAAUCAAGCUCCCGAGGGACACUCCACUCAGACUUAAAAGAAAGGUCAUUAGCAGAUCGAAGGGGCAUACCCGAGAAAAAGAAAAAAUCUUUGGAAAAUUUAUUGAGUAAGCAAUUUGGAAAAGAUUGGAAGAAUGACAAAGACUUGGCUUGGUACAAUGAUUUACUAGGUAGGCAAGGAAUCAAUAUAGAAGAUGAGACAUCAGAUUCUGAGCCAUGCGAUUGCCUUGCAGAAGAUAUAUAUGCAGUGCAUAUUUAG